Molecule: messenger RNA, 2622 nt
Organism: Patella vulgata (common limpet)
Lineage: Eukaryota; Metazoa; Mollusca; Gastropoda; Patellidae
Product: replication termination factor 2
Exons: 8
Coding region: 119-1036 (305 amino acids)
Biological process (GO): mitotic DNA replication termination; site-specific DNA replication termination at RTS1 barrier
Cellular component (GO): nucleus
Source: RefSeq, a predicted model, not a curated record
AUUCCAUUUUUCUUGGACUUCCGGUUUGUAAAACGUAAACAGUUUCGCAAACCGUAAUCUUAAUUUUAACCCGUUCUCAAAUUAAUUUUUCCAAACACACACUUAUCAUCAUUUUAUCAUGGGAUGUGAUGGUGGAACUAUUCCUACAAGAGAUGAACUUGUUAAAACAAAAAAGAAGCCAGAACAGAAAGAUAAAGCAUCUGAAUUAGCUGUGAAAUGGAAACAUUGUUCAAUCAGUUUAGAACCAUUACAUAAACCCAUAUUGGCGUGUGAAUUGGGAAGGUUGUAUAACAAAGAAUCCGUUUUGGAAUUUUUGAUUGAUAAAAGCAAGUUUGAUUUUGCUGAUCAGUUUAAUCACCUACGAGGAUUAAGGGACUUAAAAGAAUUGAAUUUAUCAGAAAAUCCUGCAUUUAAAGGUAUUAUAGCCGAGAAAGGAGAUGCUUACAUAGAUACACAAACAUCAGAAUAUAUUUGUCCUGUUGUCGGAACAGAACUUAGUGGAAAAUACAGAUUCUGUUAUAUAUGGACUUGUGGCUGUGUUUUGUCAGAGAGAGCUUUAAAAGAGAUUAAAUCAGAAGUUUGUCACAAGUGUGGUCAUACUUAUGAAGAGGAAAGUGUGGUAGUACUAAAUGGUACUGAUGAUGAUGUAGAUUUAAUGAGAAUUAAAAUGGAGGCCAGGAGAUUGAAAGCUAAACAGGAAAAGAAGGCAAAAAAGGCAGGUAAACACAAGGCAACUUCUAGUAGCACAGACUUAUCAACUGAUGGUGAACCAAGUAGUAAAUUGACUAAAAGGGAAAAAGAUAAAGAGGUUGCGGUCGCAUCUUCCUCAAAAGUAGAUGUUAAAUCUAAAUUGAUUAACGGUAAACCAGAUCUAAAAAGUAAACCAUCGAGAGGUAAAGCCGAAGAAAAAACUAUCAAAAGUAUUCAGAAUGAUCCUAAUGCCAGUGCUACAUAUAAAUCAUUAUUUACAACAUCUAGUAGAGCUAAAAAUCAACAACAAGCACAUUGGGUGACAUUUAAUCCCAUGUACUAUUAAACAAAUAUGAAAGAACAGAAUUUAUACACAAAUGUAGAUAAUUUUUAGAGCUGAAGGGAAAAUAUAUCAAAACAGAUGGGAAUCCUGCAGGUUGUUCCACUCUAUUUCUUAGCAAGCCAAAGGAAUUUGAGUCGACAUAAAUUUGAAACAAACAUCUGUAAUCUACCAUCUUGCUAUAUUAUUUAUUACGAUCCCUAUCAUACAGUUUGUACAGUUAUAGUCAUCAUACUCACUAACAUGACAAGUAUUUUUUAACCCUUGCAUUAUGAAAAAUUGUGCUUGGAGGAAAUAUUUUUUUAUUGUUCCCUCAUUGUCAUCUUUCACCAGUAAUAAUAUUAAACAUAAUAUUACUUUAAAAAUGUCAUUCAAUCAAGUUGAUUAACCAGAGGUGGAUCCAAGGGGGGGCGUGCGGCCCCCUUAAUUAUCGACAGUGGCCUUUUUUACUGCUGAAAGUGGCUUUUCUCAGACCCAAAAUAUGUCCGUUCGCAACUCGUUACAGGGAUCCCAAAUGACUCAAACCAUCGACUCAAACACACCAGUCUGGUCUAAUUAAUGCUUCCACUUUCAAACGAAUUCUUGUUGUUUAGCUGACGGUGCCCUAUAGAAUGUCUAUAGACAGACAUCAAUGAUAGCAUCUUGUGGAAUCGGCGGCGUAUACUACUAUACACUCAUGCCCAUCACCGACGCGCAUUAGUGCAACUUGAUGUAGUAUUGUUUCAUGUGUGGACAGUACAAGUUACAAGGCUUAAAUAGUGAAGUGGCUAGGGAAUAGAUUCGUCUUUUUUCCCAUCGUAAUGUCUCGCUCGCCUUGACAAUUUUCGAGUCGCAUGUUCAACUGGCUUUUUUGCUCGAUUUUAAGGCUCUUUUUCAACGAUUUUCGAACGUUUACUUAGACGAAAAUAUCAGUCAAAUAGCUCUUGGAAUUGCUACAGAUGCAGGAAAUGACGGAUAAUUUUCCCCCCAUAUCUUAGCGGCGUGGUGCAUCUCCGCGGUCAGUGCCCUCAUUUUGCGGCGCCCCCCCUUUUCAAAAUUCCUAGAUCCACCCCUGGAUUAACUGGGAAUCUAAUGGAAAGACUGAAAUGUACUAAUGUGGAAUCCACUUGAACUAUGAUUUUAUUUAUGUUAUUGAACCAUUAAUUAUAUGUUUUAUUGUAUAUUAUUUAAGUAAAAAUAAAGGUAGCAAUUUGGACAUAAAUAAGACUUGAUUACAGGACAUUAAACGGAUAAAUUGAAUGAAGGAUAAAUGACAAGUAAAUUGUAAUGAUUGUGGUUACAUGCAGAACCCACAUGAAGAAAAUUUGCCUUGAAAGUGGCAUUUCUUCCAUGUUGUCUUUGAGUCACAACUGUUAAGAUCUUUUAUAUAAUUUAUAAUUGAUAUGCAGCUAACAUCCCUGCCCAAAAAACUAUUUAAAAUUUUUCCAUAUCACAUACCCACUUCAGUGCCAGGCUAUUUUUCCAUGCUCACUCUGAUAUAUAUAAGCAUCCAGUUCUUGUAAAAGAACUCUUGACAGUUGGAAUUAAACAAGCCAACAGUGAGGCUGAUGUCCCUCGUCGAAAUCCCAAAAUAAAUAGAUGACACAUAUUCA